Alosa sapidissima (American shad) is the source of this 717-nucleotide messenger RNA. RefSeq names its product otospiralin-like. The coding region runs from base 170 to 475 and encodes 101 amino acids. The transcript is spliced from 4 exons. Lineage: Eukaryota; Metazoa; Chordata; Actinopteri; Clupeiformes; Clupeidae. Gene Ontology annotation, biological process: sensory perception of sound. The record is from RefSeq and is a predicted model, not a curated record.
UGUGUGUGUGUGUGCGCACGUGCGUGUGUGUGUGCGCGCACGUGCGUGUGUGUGUGUGUGUGUGUGUGUUGUGGAGGAAGGUGUUACUGAGAAAGAGGAGGCCAGUCACUCCAACUGGUCAGUGUCCUUUGCUGUCCAAUGCUGUCGCACUCACAGACACUAUAACACCAUGUCUCGUCUCUGUAACCUCCUGGUUGCCUGCAUGUUAUUGAUUGGAUCUGUCUUUUUAUCAGGAGCAGAGGAAAUGACUGCCUUAGAGGAGCAGAAAGGAGAGCAGCUGGUGCGUGGCAAGCGCAGCAUGCCCAACUGGAACCUGUGGGCGUCGGACUUCUACGGCUGGGUAGAGGAGCUGCGAGCCCAGGCCAGCUACGACACGCUGCAGGAUCUGGCCCGCACCUACUGGGCCCACUUCCCCAUCGCCAGCUACCUGGGCUAUGACUCCACCCCAGACGCUGGCCAACCAGAGGAGGACUAAGCCAUCAGGCACAGAGCUUCAGUGCCAGCGAAUAAACACGUAUAGGGCCCUAACUUGAAUGUUGGGAAAAUGGCAAAGUCUUAAGUUUGAUAGACAUGAAUUUAAUAACUCAAUGAAUUAGAAAUUUAACACCACGGGCAAGACCUUAACCGCAAGCAGCAAUGAUUCAGCCCAAUGCUCCCACAUGAUAGCUAUAAUUCAUGCAUGACAACUUUGCUUGUUGAUAGACUGCAUUUGGCGAA